GCUUACGUACUGAAACAGAAGGCCGAUCUCUCUCUCUCUCUCUCUCUCUUCUUUAUGGAGGAUGGUCAGCAGCCACUUCUCUCCUCCAGAGGGGACCAAAGCCAAGACCAAGACCAGCUACAGUCCGCCCCUGUAGCAACAAACACUUCAUCCGCUGCCACCUUUAUCGCCGGUGCUGCUGACAUCCCUCCUAUCAAGGGGCCUAGCGAUUUCUUCACACAGUUCCUCAUUGAAUCAAAAAAGCUAUGGUACCUCGCCGGUCCGGCCAUCUUCAACUCCAUAUGCAAAUACUCCCUCGGCGCCAUUACCCAAGUCUUCGCCGGCCACGUUGGUACUCUUGCCCUCGCCGCCGUCUCCAUCGAAAACUCCGUGAUCGCCGGCUUUUCCUUCGGCCUAAUGCUUGGAAUGGGGAGCGCGCUGGAGACGCUGUGCGGGCAAGCGUACGGAGCGGGGCAGAUUGACAUGCUUGGAAUCUACAUGCAAAGGUCUUGGGUGAUCCUGUUGACCACGGCUCUGAUUAUAAGCCCAUUAUACAUCUUCGCCGAGCCAUUGUUGAAACUUAUCGGCCAGACCGAGGCCAUAUCGGAAGCUGCGGGAGUCUUCGCCAUUUGGAUGAUUCCGCAGCUUUUCGCUUACGCCAUGAACUUCCCGAUCGCCAAGUUCCUGCAGUCGCAGAGCAAGAUCAUGGUGAUGGCUGCGAUUGGGGCCGUGGCUCUGGUUCUGCACACUUUCUUCAGCUGGCUGUUGAUGUUGAAGCUCGGGUGGGGUCUGGUGGGUGCGGCGGUGGUGCUCAACUUAUCGUGGUGGUUCAUAGUGGUGGCACAGCUGGUGUACAUCUUCAGAGGGAGUUGUGGUCGCGCUUGGUCUGGGUUCUCGUGGAAGGCAUUUCAGAAUAUCUGGGGAUUCGUUAGGCUAUCUGUCGCCUCCGCAGUCAUGCUCUGCCUGGAAGUUUGGUAUUACAUGGCGUUGAUCCUGUUUGCUGGAUAUCUAAAGAAUGCCGAAGUUUCAGUAGAUGCCUUGUCCAUAUGCAUGAACAUAGUGGGGUGGACGAUCAUGGUAGCUCUUGGGAUGAAUGCCGCCAUAAGUGUGAGAGUGUCAAAUGAGUUGGGGGCAGCUCAUCCAAGAACAGCAAAAUUCUCAGUGGGGGUGGCAGCAGGAUCUUCAUUUAUGAUCGGCCUUGUCAUCUCACUUAUUCUGAUACUUGCACGAAACAAGUACCCCUCUUUGUUUUCGAGUGAUACAGAAGUGGAAGCCGUUGUUAAGCAGCUCACUCCAAUUCUGGCUCUUUGCAUUGUCAUUAACAACGUUCAACCCGUUCUCUCUGGGGUGGCCAUUGGGGCAGGAUGGCAGGCUGUUGUUGCUUAUGUGAACAUUGCGUGUUACUACCUUUUUGGGGUCCCUUUGGGUCUCAUACUGGGUUACAAGCUUGAUAUGGGUGUCAAGGGGAUUUGGUAUGGAAUGAUGACAGGAACAAUCGUGCAGACGGGUGUUCUUUUCUUCAUCGUUUAUAGGACCAACUGGAACAAAGAGGCUUCGAUUGCUGAAGACAGAAUAAGGAAAUGGCGAGGACCUUCAGAACCCACAGAGAACGAUGUAGAAAAAACAACCGAGACCUGAAAGUGCAAAGAAACAUGCCAGGCAUUUUUUGCAAAGUUUCAAAUAAGAAUAGGCAGCUACUUUGAGAAGGGGCACUGUGAAUUCGCUUAUCUAAACUACAUUCAAUUUUGAGUUGCAACAUGAACAUUGAUUAGGCACAAUUGCACAAAUUAAUCAUUUUUCUA
Molecule: messenger RNA, 1781 nt
Organism: Alnus glutinosa
Lineage: Eukaryota; Viridiplantae; Streptophyta; Magnoliopsida; Fagales; Betulaceae
Product: protein DETOXIFICATION 30-like
Exons: 8
Coding region: 55-1617 (520 amino acids)
Biological process (GO): xenobiotic detoxification by transmembrane export across the plasma membrane
Cellular component (GO): vacuolar membrane
Molecular function (GO): antiporter activity; xenobiotic transmembrane transporter activity
Source: RefSeq, a predicted model, not a curated record